Molecule: messenger RNA, 2387 nt
Organism: Condylostylus longicornis
Lineage: Eukaryota; Metazoa; Arthropoda; Insecta; Diptera; Dolichopodidae
Gene: slmb
Product: F-box/WD repeat-containing protein 11
Exons: 8
Coding region: 515-2047 (510 amino acids)
Molecular function (GO): protein dimerization activity
Source: RefSeq, a predicted model, not a curated record
AUACAUUUCGUAAAUGAUUAAAUCAAUCGAAAUUAAUUAAUAAAUUUAAAUAAUUCCAUAAAACUUAGAAUUAUAAUAUUCUAAAUUUUAAAUUUGCCAGUAAAAAUUAAUUAAUAUUUGUACAAAGCCAAUUUAAUAAUUUUCAAUAAAAUUAAAAGUCCAUUUUUAUAUUCAUAAGUUAAUGACUUGCGCUUUGAUGCAAAUAGAAAAAUUGAAAAAUUUUUGUUUAAAAAAUUUGGCUUGGUGUAUUAAGUGUGCAGAAAAAAUAAGUAAAAAUUAAUUGAUAUAAAUUUGAAUAAAAUUUGAAUAAAAUUUUUUCAAUGUAAAAUACAAUUUAAUAAAAUUUUUAAUUAUUGUGUAGGCUAGCCCCCAGUAACAAAAAAAAAAUACUGGCUUGGUUGGUUUUUUGACAAGAUAAAAGAUUUUUUUUUUAGUAAAUUAGAUAUAUAAAAAAAAAUUAGAAGACUACAGAAAUAUUUGUGACUCUGCCAAGGUGGAAGACGUCAAAAUCCAAAUGAUGAAAAUGGAUACUGACAAGAUUAUGGAUGAUACAAAUUCAAAUUCACAGUUUUCAUCGACAAUGCUAUAUGAUCCAGUUAGGAAGAAAGAACCAUCACCAACAUUUCAAACAGAACGUGAUACAUGCUUAGGAUAUUUUAUUAAAUGGAAUGAAGGAGAUCAAGUUGAAUUUGUUGAGCAAUUGCUUUCACGAAUGUGUCAUUAUCAACAUGGACAUAUUAAUGCGUUUCUAAAGCCAAUGCUACAAAGGGAUUUUAUCUCAUUGCUGCCAAAAAAAGGUCUUGAUCACAUUGCGGAAACGAUAUUAUCAUAUCUUGACGCUGAUUCAUUAAAAUCUGCCGAAUUAGUAUGUAAAGAGUGGCUUCGUGUUAUAUCAGAAGGUAUGUUGUGGAAAAAAUUAAUUGAACGAAAAGUUCGAACCGAUUCAUUGUGGCGAGGAUUAGCCGAACGUCGUGGUUGGAUACAAUAUUUAUUCAAACCAAGACCAGGUACAACACAUAGACCCCAUUCAUUUUAUCGUGAGCUCUUCCCAAAAAUAAUGAAUGACAUCGAAAGUAUAGAACAUAAUUGGCGAACUGGUAGACAUAUGCUGAGACGAAUAAAUUGCCGCUCAGAAAAUUCAAAAGGUGUUUAUUGUCUUCAGUAUGAUGAUGUUAAAAUUGUUUCAGGACUUAGGGAUAAUACAAUUAAAAUAUGGGAUCGAGCGGAUUUACAAUGUGUUAAGACUUUAACUGGGCACACAGGUUCUGUGCUUUGUUUACAAUAUGAUGAUAAAGUUAUAAUUAGCGGAUCAAGUGAUUCAACUGUAAGAGUUUGGGAUGUUAAUAGUGGUGAAAUGGUUAAUACAUUAAUACAUCACUGUGAAGCUGUUUUACAUUUACGUUUCAAUAAUGGCCUGAUGGUAACAUGUUCAAAAGAUCGUUCUAUUGCUGUAUGGGAUAUGACAUCACCAACAGAAAUAACAUUAAGACGUGUUUUAGUUGGUCAUCGUGCAGCGGUUAAUGUAGUUGAUUUUGAUGAAAAAUAUAUUGUAUCUGCAAGCGGUGAUCGAACAAUAAAAGUCUGGAGUACUUCGAGCUGUGAAUUUGUAAGAACAUUAAAUGGUCAUAAAAGAGGUAUAGCUUGCUUACAAUAUCGUGAUCGUUUAGUUGUAAGUGGUAGCUCUGAUAAUUCAAUAAGAUUAUGGGAUAUUGAAUGUGGAGCUUGUUUAAGAGUUCUUGAAGGUCAUGAAGAACUUGUUAGAUGCAUCAGAUUUGAUUCAAAACGUAUUGUUAGUGGUGCUUAUGAUGGUAAAAUUAAAGUUUGGGAUUUAGUUGCAGCAUUAGAUCCACGAGCUCAAUCUAGUGCACUUUGCCUUAAAACCUUAGUGGAACAUACUGGACGAGUUUUCCGUUUGCAAUUUGAUGAAUUCCAAAUUGUUAGUAGUUCACAUGAUGACACAAUAUUAAUAUGGGAUUUUUUGAAUUUUACACCACCUAAUGAAACUAAUAAAACAAGAAGUCCUUCACCUGCAUUAAUGGAACAUUAAUAAAAAAAAAAAAUUUGGGGCGAAGGAAAUAGUUUCAUUAAGAUUAAAACUUAAGAUGAGAGCAACAUAAUUAUGAAAAUAAGUUUAAAUAAUAUAUAUAUAUAUAUAAAUUAAACACAGUUAAUAGAAAAUUUGAAAAUUAAAAAGAAAAAAAAAAAAUUAUUAAAUUUAUCUACGAUCUCUAUUUUAAGUUCGAGUUAUUUAGAAAAAAAAAAAAAAACAUAAAUAAAACAAGAAUAAAUAUUGUGACAUUUUUAAAGCGAAAUAUAAAUACAUAGCAUUAAAAUAAAUAAAAAAAAAAAAUUAUAAUAAAAUCAGAAUUAAAUAUUAUUACAUACCU